CCCCCCCCCAGGCUCGCACCCCGGCCGCUGCCUUCUUCCAGGCUCGCACCCCGGCCGCCGCCUUCCUUCUCUGAGGCUCGCCCUCCGGCCGCCGCCCCGCUUCUCUGAGGCUCGCCCUCCGGCCGCCGCCUUCAGCCGCUCAGGCCGCGCGGCGGCUCGCGUAGGGCCUUGUUGCGUUUCAUCUCGGGGGUCGCGGAGGCAGGGGCGGGGCGCUGAGCGGUCCCCCGGGGCUUCUCCUUCGCGUCCUCCCCAGGUCGCCUGCCCGCCCGCCUUCCUCCGCAGUCCGGAGCCAGGCGGAGCCCAGACCUGGCGGGGACAGCCGCACCCCCGGCCCGGCACCCAGAGCCUGCCGCCACCACCGCCACCGUCCAUCGUUGGUAUCGGCAAUGGCCUAUGUAUCGCCCGAUGUGCUUGUGACUGAUUUGGACCCAGAAUAUUGAGGACUCACGUCUGUCCCCACCAUCCCAGCCGUGCCCGCCCCGUGAGGGCUUAGCUGCAGCGCCGCUAGACUGCCCGACUUGGAGAGCACCAUGGACCAGAGUGGGAUGGAGAUUCCUGUGACUCUCGUCAUUAAAGCACCGAAUCAGAAAUACAGUGACCAGACUAUUAGCUGCUUCUUGAACUGGACCGUGGGGAAACUAAAAACGCAUCUAUCUAACGUGUACCCUAGCAAACCAUUGACGAAGGACCAGAGGUUGGUGUAUUCAGGCAGACUGCUUCCUGACCAUCUGCAGCUGAAAGACAUUCUCAGAAAACAAGAUGAGUAUCAUAUGGUUCAUCUAGUCUGUACUUCUCGGAGUCCUCCAAGUUCUCCAAAAUCCAGCACCAAUAGAGAAAGUCACGAAGCACUGGCAUCCAGCACCAAUUCUAAUUCAGAUCACUCAGAUUCAACAACUCCAUCCCCCAGUCAAGAGAGUUCGUCAUUAGUUGCUGGUUCUUCAGAAGGAUUGAGGCAGCGCAUCCUUCCACAAGCACAAACUGACCCAGCCCAGAGUCAUCAGUUUCCAUAUGUAAUCCAAGGAAAUGUGGACCACCAGUUUCCUGGGCAAGCUGUGCCACCGGGGAUCCCAGUGUACCCUGCUCUCAGCCCACUGCAGAUGCUGUGGUGGCAGCAGAUGUAUGCUCAUCAGUAUUAUAUGCAAUAUCAAGCUGCAGUUACAGCUCAGGCCACAUCAAGUGCCAGCCCAGCCCAGCCUACUGCAUCACCACCUCUAAACUUGGCACAUGUUCCUGGAGAAGAGCCUCCACCAGCUCCCAACCUAGUAGCCCAAGACAACGGGCCCAUGAAUGAGAAUGUCCAAAUGAACGCGCAGGGGGGACCAGUGCUGAACGAGGAGGACUUCAACCGUGACUGGCUAGACUGGGUGUACACAUUCUCUCGGGCUGCAGUGCUGCUCAGCAUCGUAUACUUCUACUCCUCUUUUAGUCGGUUUAUCAUGGUAAUGGGAGCCAUGCUGCUGGUUUAUUUACACCAGGCUGGAUGGUUCCCUUUCAGGCAAGAAGGCGGUCAGCAACAGGUUCCUAACAAUGUUGACGUUAACAACGAAGGGCAGAAUGCAAACAAUCUAGAACUUGAAGAAAUGGAGCGUCUUAUGGAUGAUGGACUUGAAGACGAGAGUGGAGAAGAUGCAGGUGAAGAUGCCAGUGCAGUCCACAGGCCCGGCUUAAUGGCUUCAGCGUGGUCCUUUAUCACCACUUUUUUUACUUCACUAAUACCAGAGGGGCCUCCCCAAGUUGCCAAUUAGACCUGAAAAACUGUGCCAGCUGCAAAGGAGGGUUUGACUUUAGAAAAGUGGUUUAAAUAACAGUGCAAUUUCAAAAAAAAAAAAAAAAUGUAUAACUUUCUUUUGAUGAUCAUGUACAGAGGUCUUUUCUUUAAGCUUCUCACGCAUAUGAAUAUUUUAAGCACAAAUGGACUACUAAGCGUGUGAUUUUUUUUGUUUGUUUAAAGAUCCUAACAGAACAUAGCAUAACAGUACUGGUCUUCCAGUUUUAUUCAUUUCAAUUAUGUGUAGUGCGCCAAGCAGAACCACUGUGUGUUGUUUCUUUAAAGAGCUGCUACACCUUUAAAUGUCCAUAGCUAGAUGGCCAGCCCUUCAAUGUAUCCUUUGAAAAAUAUAUCUAUUUUCUGUGAAUUAUCCUGAAAGUUUUAAACAGAAAUGACCUCAUAGUUUUUAAUAAAGAAGUUUAUUUACCUAAAAUGUGCUAGUAGCAUCUUGCCCACCCAUAAAGCAAUAAACUUCUCAAAAAUCUUAAUUUUGACAUUUGAAUAAAUGAUGGAAACUUUCUAUUUUAAGGACACAUGUCGCAUCAGUUGGAAUUAGUAUCUUAAAAGAAACAAAAGGCAGCUCUUCAUUGGAAUUAAGUGAUAUAAAAUGUUUGAUAUGGCAGAACUUUUAUAAAAUAUGCUGGAAAUUGCUCCCUGUAAUUUUUUAAAUAAAAAGUCAAUUAUGAUAAAUA
Molecule: messenger RNA, 2460 nt
Organism: Peromyscus leucopus (white-footed mouse)
Lineage: Eukaryota; Metazoa; Chordata; Mammalia; Rodentia; Cricetidae
Gene: Herpud2
Product: HERPUD family member 2
Exons: 8
Coding region: 531-1745 (404 amino acids)
Biological process (GO): endoplasmic reticulum unfolded protein response
Molecular function (GO): protein binding
Source: RefSeq, a predicted model, not a curated record